Lichtheimia ornata is the source of this 1977-nucleotide messenger RNA. RefSeq lists its product as uncharacterized. Gene Ontology annotation, molecular function: protein binding. NCBI's taxonomy places the organism in Eukaryota, Fungi, Mucoromycota, Mucoromycetes, Mucorales, Lichtheimiaceae. The transcript is spliced from 2 exons. The coding region runs from base 1 to 1977 and encodes 658 amino acids. The record is from RefSeq and is a predicted model, not a curated record.
AUGACGAUUCAAACGCACCUCACCAGUAUUCCUUCUUUGCUACGAAGCAAUUCCUGUCACCAGCAAGGAGAAAACACCAUUUCCACCGCAACAGAGGAGAUCGACCAACUUGCAUGUCAAUUGAUGGAGAAGCUCAAUGAGCGUUCUACGGCAUUGGCGAAUGGAGCUCAGUUCGAUCUUGCCUUGCGCGAUGCUGAAGCUAUUCAAUUGCUGAACCGAUCCUCUUCCAUUGGCUACUUGAAAGCAGGCUACAUUUAUCAGCAGCAAGGACGACAAAAAGAAGCAGUAGCCAUAUACCAGGAAGGCCUUUCCAAUGUGCCAUCAUCGGAUGCGUGUUACACCCACCUCCAAAUGCAGAAUGCUGCGGCCUUGAAUGCAGCCAACAAGCGUAUUGAUUUCAUGAGUCGACUACCUCUGGAGCUUGUUGUGUCAGGGGUACUGCCUUGGGUGUUUCGCAACUAUCGCCUGGAAGCAGAUGUACGAUGCCCAUAUCUUUAUGUCUCACGCACAUGGCGGCAGCGCAUCUUGAAUUGCAACAACUUGAGCUUCGGUGUCAAAUGUGGAUAUCGAGUUAUGCCAUUACAAUUCCGAGAGCUUGAACGAUUUGCUGCACAUGUCAAAAAUUUGUGGAUGGAAGCAGGGAGAACAGUAUCGUAUGAGGAUCCUCUUUUAAUCUUCGGCGACUUCCAUUUCUCCAACCUCACGCAUUUCACCCUCUUCUUUUACGGAUAUGAGGAUUACAUGGUCACAUCUGCUCUUCAAGCGGUGCACCCUACUCUGACGCAUUUGUACCUUUACACGGAGGAUAAUAUGGCACCUGAUAUCCAUUUGGCCUAUGUCCUGGACCAUUGCCCCAACCUUGUGGCAUUGGAGUUGACCUCGUGGACCGUACAGCAUCUCACAGUGCAAUAUCCAAAGUUGACGCAUCUCGCCUUGCAUGUUGGGAUUGAGCCAGUGCCCUAUGAUACAAUGACGAAUGUCCUCUCUCACCUCCCAUCACUGGUGUUUCUUGAUCUAUUCCCGGUUCCAGGGUCACGCUUCUUGACAUCUAUCAGUCAACAUUGUCCGCAUAUGAAGCUCCUGAAAUGCAGUGGAACAGUGGGAUUCGAUCGCGACAACUACCAUCGUCAUCUUGAUGGAUUACAGAAGCUAUCUUUUGGAUUUGAUUAUGACGAGGAGCCAUACAACGCCAACCAUUUACUUCACAUUUUGCUUGAGCAUCGUCGGUCUCUCGACCAUGUCACCUUACAUGGCAGCAUUACUGAUCCAAGCACUCUAUUGGAACGUCACAACAUGGAUUCAACGUUGGAAUUUGGGCGUUUAGAACAAAUUGAAGUCGCUGCGUGCAAUAUGCAACUUGUUGAGUUCGCCGCAUUCAUCAUCAGCAGAUCACCACGCCUUCACAGCAUUGCGAUGGAUCACUAUACAGUAAAUAAUGAUGGCGUAUGUAGUGCUGUCACGCGAUUGCGCAAUGUACGCAAGAUUACGGCACGAAACGUCGUACCGGAUUCUCCAUCCUUUGAAAGUUUACUUCACCACCACGCACAGCUAGCCAUGAAUUCGCCUCUAAAGGAAUUGGAGAUCACGUUUGGUGUGAGUGCUUCACAUUUGCCUUGGGUAUCAGCCGUUGCAAGACUUGAAAGCUUGGAAAAACUUGUACUCUCGAUAAGGCUUAUUGAGAUCCCUUCAACGUACGUAUCCAUCAUAGGAAUGCUUGCCAAAGGAUGUCCAUCUUUGGUAUACCUGGAUUUAGAAUCUUGGCGUUGUACAAUACCUGAUGGAGCGAUCGCACAAAUGAAACAUCAUCCCACACUGCAACAUCUCCGUAUCCAUGCAUCAUCCAUUAGUGAUAGCGACAUCAUCAGCCUUUUAUCAUUCCCGAAUCUCAAGCAUGUCAUCAUCGUCUCAACAGUGAAGGAUUACCUAUUCGAAUUGUUACAGAAGCAUAUUCCACACGUUGAACAAAGACGCUGGUGA